Molecule: messenger RNA, 2868 nt
Organism: Acytostelium subglobosum LB1
Lineage: Eukaryota; Evosea; Eumycetozoa; Acytosteliales; Acytosteliaceae
Exons: 2
Coding region: 1-2868 (955 amino acids)
Molecular function (GO): RNA binding
Source: RefSeq, a predicted model, not a curated record
AUGGAUCACACCCACCAUCAACACCAACAUGGAUUGAAGAGGAAUGGUUACCAAUUCAAUGACGAGAGCAAUGGUUCUCUAAGUGAUAUUUCAGGUUCAUUGUUAAAUUACAGACCUACCUUGUCCAAUCCAUCACCAUCAUCACCAUCACCACCCUUGCAGUCCAACAACAGUAACGUCAACAGUAACAGCAACAACAACAUCCAUAACAAUCCAAUGUCAAGUUACUCAUUGUUUAACAACAACUAUGAAGCAUUACCAAAGCAUCUCUAUGGCUUGUCCAACAACAACUCAAACAACAACUCAAACAACAAUAAUAAUAGUAAUGUAGUAGUUGGCAUUGAUGGACUCACACCACAGCGCGAUCCAAAGAUACAGAGUAGAUAUGAAAUGACAUCUUGGAAACAGUUGAACCCAUUGUCCACAGGCUACCAACAACCUCUGGCACAAUAUCAUCAACACACCAACCACAAUAACAACAACAACUUCCUAAGUCCACGAGGUGGUGGCGAGUACUCAAUAUUUGGAUCAGUGCCAGAGGUGACCAGAGUACACUCUCCACCAUUCCAUCAUCAGCUACCACAUCAACCUCUUCAACAACAACAGCACCAACAACAUUAUCAACAACAUAAUCAUCAACAACAACAUCAGAGAUCAGUGCCAACAUCGACAUCACUGCCCAACUUCUCAGGUCUGGCAACAAUAGAAAACAAGGUGAAUGAGUUGGACAUGGAGCUGCAGAACCUUCAACAUCAACUUCAGUUCAUCCAACAUCAUCAUCAACAUCAGCAGCAACAGCCUAGCCAACAGCAACAGCAACAACAACCAGCCAACCCAAUAAUGGCCAUGGAGAACAGGAUACACAACUUGGAUGUCGAGCGACAGCAGUUCCAUAUGAGGCUACAAGCAAUGAAGAGCACAGUACUACAUCACAACAAUAACAACAACAACAAUAACACAAACGGACAUAGCAACAACACACCAUUAAGUGGCAACAACUCGCACUACCAACCCGGAGACAGCCCCGUCAAUCUAAGCAUUCUCGACUGUAGCCCAAUAGUGUCGCCUCGACUGGCUGGCGGUAGCACAUCGCCACAGCUGGUGAUUGACCAGUCUGUGCCAUCGCCACGACCACACAUGCCCAACUCGGCCCACCUUUUCUCACCUCCACCUCUGUCCUUGUUGACCGUGCCCAAUGCCUCUCCCACCAAGUCCGUGUCGCCGCCACCCUCUGUCCACGUGACGCCAUUGCCCGCCAGCGGUCUGAGACAGCCAACCACCCCACCAUCCACACCUCCAACCCUGGCGGCCAAUCACAACCCGUACCAGACCGAGACCUACCUGCUCAGGGACGCACCAUCACGAUCGCUGUUUGUGGGCAAUGUCACCCAGCGUCUAGAGGACUCGACGUUGCGCAAGUUGUUCUCGUCAUACGGCGAGGUCAAGUCUAUAAUGAGCAGAUGCAAGCAUCGUGGAUUCAUUGUCGUUGACUACCAUGAUAUUAGACACGCGACCGUUGCACAUCGCAACCUCAAUGGAAUGGAGCUGGACAAGCGCAAGUUGGAGAUAUGCUACACGACGUUGAGAGACCUCAACUGCGACUUUGGCACAUUGGUGCUCAUUGACAUGGAUCCCUCGGUCAACAACGCCAUGCUGCUCAGACUGUUUGGAGAGUUUGGACACAUCAAGGAUAUGCGCGAGGCUUCCAACAAGUCGUACAAGUUUAUCGAGUACUACGACCAGCGUCACGCCGUCGAGGCACUACGCUCGCUCAAUCGCACAGAGAUCGCCGGCAAGCCGAUGAAGAUCCAACAUUCGAGGGCCGGAUCGCUCAAAAAGCUGUCCAACCAGGCGUCAAUCACAAACGAUCCCAAUGGAAUCGACAUCACUCCACUCUUUGAACAAGCCGACUGGCUCAAGAGUCCGAUGCUCAACAGUCCUUCGUCCACUCCACCAGCCGGCAGUCCACCCAAAGGGUCAUCAUCAAACCUCAGCCUCAACAGUGGAUCGGCGUCCAACAGUUUCAACAACAGUUUCAAUAACAGCUUCAACAAUAGCUUCAACAAUAAUAACAACAACAACAAUAGCGUCAAUAAUAACAAUAUCAACAAUAAUGCCAACAACAACAGCAUCAUCAACAAUCUCAGCAAUAGCUUCAUCAACAACUUGAGUGGCAGCGUAACAAUCAACAGUAUACAUUCAUCAAACAAACAUCCAGCAGUACCAUUGCCAGCGGGUUGGAAGCUCAAGCUACUACAACAACAACAACUUGAUAGCGGUGGUGGCGUCAUCACGUCUGACGUGAUGGGUGGUGCCACGGCAUCGCCACCAUCAGCCGGCUCGUCGCCUCGUGUGACCUCAUUGUCCAAGAACAGUGGCAAGAGUCCACGUAGUCCACGCGGCAGCAUGAAGGACUUGAUGCAGUGCCAAGAGUACAUCCUCUCCAUUGAGAAAGUUAAAUCACGACUCGAUGCCAGGACCAGUCUCAUGAUCAAGAACCUCCCCAACCGAAUGACCCAGUCACAUCUCCUCAACGUCCUAGAUGAGAACUUCAAAGGAGCCUACGACUACCUUUAUUUACCAAUCGAUCCAACUACCAAACAUAACUAUGGAUACGCUUUCAUCAACUUUAUCGAUAUAGACUCAAUCGUGUCCUUUUACCAAGAGUUCAACAAUAAGAGAACUUGGGAGACGUACUUCUGCGCCAAGAUCGUCGAGAUCACUUAUGCGAGGAUACAGGGCAAGGAUAACUUGAUCCAACAUCUCAAGGCUUCAUUCCUUAGCAUGGCCGGUGAGAAUAAUCUGACACCAGUGAUCUUCGUCGCCAAUCCAGAUGGAACUUGUGGCGAAGUUGCCUUCCAAUAUUAG